UACAGCAAUAUUGACUCAAAUUAACAUUUGUAGACAUUUUCACAUAUAUCAGCAGCAACUCCACUUAAAAAUUCAUGGCCGUCCCACAAAAACUCCUCCAAGUUAUCCUCAGCUAUGCCUGUGGAAGAAAUGAGUGACCAGCCAGUUUCAUCUUUGUGGGACCAGGGAACAACAAAAACAUAUCAAAUUCCUAUUAAUCAUCUGGACUACAAGUUCAUUGAAAAGUGCUCAGAUGUUAAACACCUGGAAAAAAUUCUCAGGAUAUUGAGGUCUGGUGAGGAAGGAUAUUACCCUGAUCUUACAUUAUUCUGUGAAAAACGCAUUGAAUGUUUAGCUCCAGGGAGCAGAGCCCUGCGAAAAGAUAAACCUCCAGCCUCUGCAUCUGACUUUACAACUGAAGAAUGGGAAAAAAUUAAUGAUGAAAUGAAGAGCUGGGUGACAGAAAUGAAGGAAGAUGAUUAUAAAAUACAAUUUCCUGUAACAGAAACACUUCAUGAAAGACUAGACAAUUUGCCAGCAGUUCGUGGUUCAAAUAGCUGCCUUCAUGGUGGCCAGAACAAAGAAAAUAAACAAAGAAAGAAGAAAAAUAUACCACGAGAUUACAGGGAAUGGGACAAGUUUGAUGUGGAAAAGGAGUGUUCAAAAGUUGAUGAGGUCUAUGAAGAAAAUAAUUCAAAAGCAUGUUUCAAUAUUAGUUCAAAUUUACCCGUAAUUGAAAAGAAAAUAGAGACAACAGGUAUGACUAAGAAAGAGAGAAAUUUUAUUGCUAAUCGUGAAAAAGAAAAAGGUAAUGAAGCCUUUGCCAUUGGGGAUUAUAAAGAAGCAGUGACAUAUUACACUCGGAGCAUAUCAGUAUUGCCCACUGUGGCAGCAUAUAAUAACAGAGCUCAAGCAGAAAUCAAACUUCAAAACUGGCAUAAUGCUUUCCAGGAUUGUGAGAAAGUGUUAGAUUUGGAGCCUGGCAACCUAAAAGCUCUUAUGCGCCGUGCCACUGUACACAAGCAUCUACAGAAUUACCAGGCAGCUAUAGAGGACUUGGCCAAAGUAUUACAUGUUGAACCAGAAAAUGCCAUAGCUAAGAAAAAUCUGUCAGAUAUUGAGCAGAAGCUGAAAGAUUUAGAGCCUGUAUCUGAGACUCACACCAAAGGAAAAAGAAUAGUUAUUCAAGAUAUCGAGGAGUCGGACGGUGAUGAAGAAAGAGGAGGAAACGGAGAAGAACAUGAAAGUGGCAGUGGAGAUAAAAAAACUGGUGUACUACUCGGAGGCAAGAUUGCAACUAAAAGUGAAAUGGGGAAUCUACAAAAAAAGUUUUCCAGCAAAGGAGAUGGCUGUAAGUCAGAGACGCAGAAGCAGAGUGAAUACACUGAGAGUAGAGUAAAAAAAGACGUAUCAGAGAAAAAGACAAUUGAACAUUUACCAGACCAUGAAGGUGAAGUUAAUGGUUAUCUAAAUGGUAAAAAAAAGAAUGAAAACAAUGAUCUAAAGAAGGAGACCUCCAGUUCACAUGGGACGGAAUCUUCAUCCACUGGGAAAAGCAUUUCUAAUUUGCUUCCUCCUACUGCAGCAAAACUGAAAAGUGAAGGAAAUGAGUUAUUUAAGAAUGGGCAAUUUGGAGAGGCUGUGCUGAGGUACUCAGAGGCCAUUGAAAAUGUCAUCAAUUUAGGAGUACAAAGUCGAGAUGAUCUAAGUAUCUUGUAUUCAAAUAGAGCAGCAUGUUACCUUAAAGAAGGCAACUGCAGUGACUGCAUUCAAGAUUGUAACAGAGCUCUGGAACUUCAUCCAUUUUCCCUUAAACCUCUUCUGCGACGGGCAAUGGCAUACGAGUCCAUGGAGCGAUAUCGGCAGGCGUAUGUUGAUUAUAAAAUGGUUCUACAGAUAGAUAGUGGGAUCCAGGCAGCAAAUGACAGUGUUAAUAGAAUAACAAGAACUUUAAUAGAUCAAGAUGGUCCAAGUUGGAGAGAGAAGCUACCACCAAUUCCAGUUGUCCCUGUUUCUGCUCAAUUACACAAAUGGGAUGGAGGAAGCCUUACUUCAGAAACUAAGCGAAAGAACAUUGCAGACUUCAAUGGAGAUAGACAAUCAGAGAUGAACAGUGAAAAAACUGAAGAGAAUUUCAGGACCCUUAAGAAUGAAGGAAAUGAAUUUGUAAAGAAGGGUGAAUAUAAAGAAGCUCUAAUGAAAUACAACGAGUGCAUGAAAUUAAAUUCCAAGGAAUGUGCUAUCUACACUAACAGGGCUCUCUGUUACUUAAAAUUGUGUCAAUAUGAAGAGGCUAAACUGGAUUGUGAUCAUGUUCUUCAGAUAGAAGACUCUAAUGUCAAAGCUUUUUAUAGAAGAGCUCUAGCAUACAAAGGACUACAGAAUUACCAAGCCAGUGUUGAUGAUCUCAGCAAAGUACUUAUAAUAGAUCCAAAUGUGGCUGAAGCAAAGAGGGAACUACAAGAGAUCACCCAGUUGCUUAACCUUAAAAAUGAUGUUGGAGCCAGUAGCCAGCAAAAGCAAAGGAAGAAAAUCAAAAUACAAGAGGUGAAUGAGGGUAAUGAAGAGGAGAGACAGACCAGUACCUCAGAGGAUGCUGUGCUUAAUUACCAAGUUGCCAAAGGAGGAGCUGAAAACAGUUUGCCAUUGAAAAUCUCUGAAAAACUGCUUAUUUCAGAACCAUCUAAUGCCUAUGAGUUUGGUCAGAUUAUAAAUGCGGUGAAUGUCAAGAAGGAUGAAGCUGCCUGUGCAGAUCUUUUAACCAUUAUUGAUCCAAAAAAAUUGCCAAUGCUGCUAAGUAACAAACUAGAAGGGGAUACCAUUCUGAUCUUUAUGCGAGCACUGGAAUGUCAUCUACUUGGGAAAGACCCUGGCCUUGUGUAUCAGCACCUUCUUUAUCUGAGUAAAGUUGAGAGGUUUAAGGCAGUGCUGACACUUCUUAGCAAGAAUGAAAAAGAGCAGGUUCAGCAGUUGUUUGAUUCUCUUUCAAAAAAGCAAAAUCACCAAUUUUCUUUAGAAGACCUGGAGAGUCUUAAAAGGGUUUAUGAACUUUAAACAGAAUUUUUAACAUUUGCAUGUAUAUAGUUGAUGUUGGUAGGCUGGGUGUAUGAACUAUGCAGACUUGCAUGGGAUAAAGUCAGUCUUUUACCUGGAUUGUUCAAGAUGCUGUAUGUAUAUAUAUAUAUAUAUU
Molecule: messenger RNA, 3169 nt
Organism: Terrapene triunguis (Three-toed box turtle)
Lineage: Eukaryota; Metazoa; Chordata; Testudines; Emydidae
Gene: SPAG1
Product: sperm associated antigen 1
Exons: 19
Coding region: 115-3033 (972 amino acids)
Biological process (GO): axonemal dynein complex assembly
Cellular component (GO): cytosol
Molecular function (GO): protein binding
Source: RefSeq, a predicted model, not a curated record